This is a messenger RNA of Fusarium mangiferae, 5523 nucleotides long. RefSeq lists its product as uncharacterized. The coding region runs from base 1 to 5523 and encodes 1840 amino acids. Gene Ontology annotation, molecular function: protein binding. Lineage: Eukaryota; Fungi; Ascomycota; Sordariomycetes; Hypocreales; Nectriaceae. The transcript has 7 exons. The record is from RefSeq and is a predicted model, not a curated record.
AUGGCUUUUGAGGCUGGUACUAAGCUCCCUGUCUCGCUGGCAGGGUUACCUCGAUACAUCGCUGAGCAUCCUGAGGUGCCUAUAGUUGAUAUCUUGGAUCCUUAUCGCAAAUAUGAAGCCUACCUGCGAACGGUAUAUGCUCAAGAUCGCCAAAAUCCCUUACUUGACGAUCCCUACCUUAAUGUUAUCCCUCUGUUCACUGGGGACACUAGAUAUAUCGUUACGCGAGCAAGAAAUCUUAUUACUGAGUCUGAGGAGGAAAAGUCCAAGUACAUAAUGCCUCUGCCAGAUGAUAAACGUCGACCCAACAACUCCCCUGCGAUAGUAACCAACCUGGAGGUGUUUUCUAAAAACUUUAACAUCUUCUCCGAGUUCUCUCUUAUAGGUAUCGACUGGAAUAAUAUUGUUGCAGCCGGUUCUUCCAUUGUUAACACGCUUGUUCCUGUCCCGAAAGAGUAUGAGGGCACCAACCACAAGCUCCGAGAGUACUACCAUGAGAAGUUCUGCCCAGCUUCCGAUGUCGAUCUUUUCUUGUACGAUCUGACACAUGACGAGGCGAUUGAGAAGAUCAAGAGUAUCGAACGCGCUGUAAAAGAUGCCGUGCACUCAGAUGUGACGGUUGUUAGGACUAAGUACGCGCUUACAAUCGCGAGCCAGUAUCCAGUUCGACAUAUCCAGAUUGUCCUACGAAUCUACAAGUCUGUUAGUGAGAUCCUCACUGGAUUUGACAUCGAUGCCGCGGGUGCGGCCUACGAUGGCAAGCAGGUCUACGCUACGCCUCGUGCACUCAGCAGUUUCAUUACACAGGUCAACCACAUUGAUCUCACACGGCGCUCUCCAUCUUAUGAAAACCGUCUCUCGAAGUACUCACACCGUAACUUCGAGGUUUAUUGGCCCGAACUCGACCGAUCCCGGGUUGACGCAGCCAUUUACGAAAGGAGACUCGAGCGCACAUUCGGCCUGGCUAGGCUGCUGAUCAUGGAGAGGCUGCCUACGGGGCCUGCGAGAGAUGAAUACCUUAAUAAGCUUCGCGAGGCACGAGGGAAACAUAAGGUCUCUCGUCAGCGCAAAGGCCUGCGUGGAAACAUCAAAGAGGACUACGACGAUGAAGUAGCAGACUGGCGUUUUGAAGAAGACAUUAGCGACUACCACACAUUCUCCAUGCCGUACGGCCGAAAGUUCGACGCUAAACGCAUUGAAAAAUUGGCAUAUAGCCAGGAUCUGCUCCUUAACGCAGAGUGGAACCAACCUCGAGAUCGAACAGUAUCGCUUCACCGGCAUCCUGUGUUCUUCGGACGUGUUGAGGAUGUUGUCGAAGACUGUUGUGGGUUAUGCCCAGUUCCCCAAACCGAUGAGGAAAAAGAAGUCGCCGAGAAGGAGGCUGAGAUUUAUAUCUCAGGUAAGCUUACUUUUAUAACUGAAGAUCCUGGUAGACAGCAGAUUGGCUCGUUCAACCCUCUUACAGAGCAUGAUUGGACUGAUAUGGCUUAUACUGGUAACUCUGCACGCCUUUUCCAGUCUAUCAUCGAUGGGAACGUAGAUGAUGUUCGUGAUUUACUUUUGCAAGAGGGGCCUGAGCUAAACAAGCGUGACCACACCGGAAGGGCCCCCCUGCAUCUCGCUGUGAUGGCUUCUACACCCGAAGUUGUUGAAGUUCUACUUAAUCAUGGGGCUCGCUUGACUAGCAGGCUAGUGAAUGGCGAAACAGCACUGCAUCUAGCUGCUUCUCGUGGCGACAUAGCCAUCAUAAGGCUUUUGAUGGAGAAGAGUAUCAAGAAUGAGCAGGCUCGACAAGAGAGCGAGGCUGAGGUACAUGAACACGAUUCCAACUUGGAAGAUCGCGAAAGCGAUUCAGAGGAUGAGGCAUCCAUUGGCGACAAUGGAACGGAGUGGUCUUCGGACGAUUCUGAAUCGUCGGCCAGUUCUGAAGACGAUGUAGACUACUUCCAGAUCGAUGUCACGGCCGGGGAUGUACCAUGUGCACCACUGCACUUGGCGAUUGCGAACGGGCACAACAAUGCUGUGAAGCUUCUCUGUGAUUACGGAGCCAACUUAACCCUCCCUCUAGAGAUAGCCGACCAGAAACCCAACAGCACCGUUGAAUCUUUAAGUACCUUUGCUAUCUAUCCCCUUGCUCUUGCGCUUACCCUACCGCGAGAUCGGGUCAAACCUAUGGUCCAACUGCUAUUUAAGCUUGGCGCAACUGCAUCCCAAGCAGACCCCCGAGGCUUGACAGUCUUUCAACGAUUUGCUGAGCAUGCUGAAGCUGACGUGAUGCAUGCUCUUAUCAGUGAGGAUACAGGCGGAGUGAAGAAUUCUAUCAGCCACAUCGUGGUUCAAGGCUGGUCAUCGAACCCACAGACCAUCUUCCCACUUCAUAGCGCUACCGAACGUGGUGAUGUGGCUCUAGUGCUGCAGCUCCUGGCAAACGGUGCCGAACCUCACAUUGAAUUAGCGGCAUGGAUCAAGGCCGCCAAGGCUUCCCUAACAAGGGAUAUACUUGGAAGUCCGGAGUAUAACAAAAAUAUAUACCAGAAGUCAGCUGAGCAGCCGAUUAUAGCGGCGUUGCGGGCUGGCAUCCCUGAGGUUGUGCUUGAGCUACUUAAACGAGGUGCAGAUCCUAAUGUGAUGAGUCACUCUACUGCCGCGUCGAUGAUAAUCGAGUACCGACGUCGAUUCAAUAAAGGCAGGCUAGCUCUCGACAUCGUCCGAGGAAUGCUCUCAAGGCUCGAGACGCUAAGGGAGGUCAAGGCCAAGGUCAAGCCGGAGCCCAAGCUACAGCCCGGCAUGGAUAGUUUCCUCGCCAAGUUCUCAGAAGGCACGUAUCAACACUGGCUGGUUGCCGGGGAUAUUGAGGGCAAGAGAGAAGUACUCGAACAGCGACUGAAGGCUUACCGUGAGUCCAACGCUGAGGACAGGAAGGUGGCUGGUGAAUACGAGGAGGUGAUUAAUGAGCUUGUCGCGAAGCUCCGUGCAGUGGAGGAGGCCCUUCUUUCACAAGGGGCUAGAACGUACGAGGAGCUCUAUCCCGAUAUCAAGACUGGCGACGACAAUCUCUACAAGCGAAACAGCAACGCUGACGAGGAAGAUGUCACAUCUUACAAGCACACCUUCACCUUCAUUGGUGAAGAUGAGAUUGUGGAGAGGGGGCAGGAGGGCUACAUCAAGCUAUUCGAGGCAGCUUGGGCUGGAGACCUUGACUGCAUCAAGGCCCUGUCAACACAGGCAUGGGGGCCUCAGCAAGACCAACCGCCGUUGAUCAUCACCAUGAAAGACAAAGCCCACAACACCCCAUUCUCUCUCGCCUUUUUGCGCGGACACUAUGCGGUCGCGCGCGCCAUCCUCGAGAUCGCAAAGGCUCAGUGGGCUCCAAUGAAAGUGGACCAAGUGCACAGGGACCUUUCGUACUACCUCCAAAGAGAGGAACGCAGAAAGGGACCCAACACGAGCCAAUCUGAGGGUGAUGAUGAUAAUGGUGAUGAUGAUGACGAAUAUAAUGAUCAAUUCUCGGAGCUGGAGCUACAAGUUACGAUGCAGGCGAAGUCCCACAAGACGCCCCUCGGCUACCUUCUAGAGCGCAUCUCGACCUUUAAGUUGCAGAGCACCACCAGCGUCUUAGAUCUCGGUGUCCAUGAUCUGUUUGAGCACUGCAUGGCGCAAGAUGACGCCGCUGGCCUAAAGCUACUCCUUGAAUUUGCUGGUACUUACUUAGGCAAAACCCUGAACAGAGAGGAGUUAAGGGAACGCCUUGUAGCUCUACUCUUGACUGCCUUGAAGUCAUUCCCGUCUGCGAGAACAAAAAAAAAAGUCCUAGCGGCGAUGAGACUCAACAAGCGGAAGUUGAUCUCCAAGAUUUUCAUGGACGAAGAGUAUUAUAACCGCGAGAAUGAGUUCACUUUCCCUAUAGAAGCUUUCAUGACCGCCAUCAGACUCAACAAAACUCAGAUGCUCUCUCUGGUCGUCAAGCAGGCGGGAGUUGGCAUUCCUCUGGACCACCUUCUUAAGGUUUCUGUAGGCGGAGUUCCUACAGGUGGGUACAAUGAAAACGCCGUGCGCAUCUUCGACAUGACUUACCAAGGUCUGACUGUUUACGGUAAGAAGAGGAAGGACUGGGCAGCCGCUGGUAGAGGCAUGGUCGUCCACCCUACUGGUAUUAAGGCGGCUCCUCUUCUUCAUGCUGCACUCUUUGGAGCUCUGGAAUCUGUCGAGUAUUUUCUGAGUGACGCACCAUACCGUCACUAUAGCGAGUUCGGUAAAUCAAUGGUCGCCCGUGAGGAUCCUCGUAUGCAACACUUCGUAGACGACCCUACUGGCUUCGAAAGAGCCAUCUCUACGUGGCUAAGCACAGACAAUGACCUUGUCAUUCACUGCGCGGUGAUGGCAGAACCCAACCAGGAGGCCAAGGAGCUCUUACAGUACCUUGUCAAGGCAUGCCCUAGCAGCCUGGAGAGGCGAGAUUCCGACGGAAACACGCCACUAUUGAAUGCUUGUAUUCUUGGGAGGAGACAGGCGGUCGAGACUCUUAUCGGUGCUAAUGCUGACCAAGCCACGAAGAACUACAAGGGAGAAAACGUGUUGCACGCCCUCCUCCGCUACAAGAGCGACCCUUCUCGCUUAGAGGCUAUUUUGAAGUUGUUUGACCAGGAUCUCCUCAGGAAUCACAUCAGUCAGCAACACCAGAGCCUUCAAGGAAAGGCAAACACUCCACUUCAUUCUUGGAUCUCUAAGAUGGCCAACGAUGGCAGUUCCAACUCACUCUCCGCUUCCGAGCAGAAGGAGAUGCUUACUCUUCUACUCAGGUACACUUCCGGAAAGGAGCUUGAACUACUGAACUGCGAGGGUAACACGCCGCUACAUACUGCUGUUCAGAAGGAAAAUAUAACGAUUACAGGCGUCCUUGUGAGACAUAAGCCAGCCCUUCUCUUCCAGGAGAACGUAGCCGGUCGCACAGUUUUUGAUAUUGCGAAAGCUCAAGUCAAUCGGAGACAGUUCAGGCAACCUUACGCUGACCGCGAGAAUUGGGAGCAGGACUUGUCCGCCGAUUCCCUCCUUGAUAAGCUUCACGAUAAACAGAAGAAGAAGGCAAGGUCUGCCGAAGUGUUUAGUGCUAAGCGCAGGGAUGAGAUUACUGCUGAGUGUGGUCUCAGCCGUGAGUACUGUCCCGACGAACUUUACGAUAUUGUUGGGUCACUUGGGUAUGCUUUGGGUCGUUCUGAACCUAAGUCUGAGAAAUACAACAUGCCUGAGGGAAUGGCUGCGGCUGUAAUUCUGGACCUCUGCACCACUGCGAUCAAGCAAUAUCCCGCCAAACGCCGCCUGGUCAGCGUUAACGAGGCAAAUGAUGUUUUACAGCGGCUUUUGGGUGACCACUUCCUGAGUUGUGGAGAGAAUGAGGAUGGUCAUGGCGAUGAGAAAAAGCAGAGUGAGGUUGAGGGUGAAAAUGGGGCGGGGAAGGACAACGAAGAGGUUGACUUCGUUGUCGAGAGGAUGCGGAACAGUAAUUGCGGGAGGUGGAAAUGCUAA